GUAACAAAAAUAUUCGUUUGGCAGGAUCUAUAAUUCCUCUAGAAGGCCGAGUUGAAGUAUACCACAAAGGGGAAUGGGGCACAGUGUGUAGCAAUGGCUGGAGUUCCCACGACAACAACAAAGAUGUCGUGUGCAGGGAGCUUGGUUUUGUUCAGGGUCGCGCAGUUAAUCACGAGUAUCCGGGGACUGGGACUGUCUGGUUAGAUGGUGUGGUAUGCAGUGGUAACGAGGGAUCAAUCUUUGGUUGUACUCAUAAGACCAUGGGUGACAAUAGUUGUAGUCAUGAUCAAGAUGUCACUGUUCAGUGUAAGUCAGUGAACCCUAAAUAUAACUGAACUAAUAUCUCCAGUCGGACAGAGCGUCAUCAUAUAGGUUUCUCUCAACAAUAUCGUGAAGCAGAUGGUGGUCAAACUGCAGUUAUCAGAGUGAAAAAAUAAUGUUCAUUCUUUUCAGUAUAUUGUAGUAGUCUUGUAUUUGGUGGCAAAUAAAUAGAAUUGGAAGAUGUAGUUUAAUUUUUCUUGCUACUAUAAGUGUCAACAUUUCUAAGGUCUGCUGUCCUGCAACUCUUAAGCCGGUUACAGACGAGCAAGUUCUCUAUGACAAGUUUUGAUGUGACAAGUUUUAUUUGCCAAGUGCACGUGUGUAUAUGCAACAAAUUUUAUAUGACAAGUUUUCAUAUCAUGACAAGUUUUAUUUACUGGUGUGAACGUGUCAACAAGUUUACUUUGACAAUUUAUUAGUAGCCAGCUGGCCAAUCACAUCAAAUGCUCAGAUUACUUUGACAAGUUUUCUUUGUUGACCCAUACAGACGAACAAAAUUUGCACUUUGACAAUUUUUUCUAUGACAAGUGCACUUGUUCAAAAGCUAGCAGGCUAGCUUUUGAACAAGUGCCCUUGUCAUUGAAAAAAUUGUCAAAGUGGUGCGUACAGAUGAGCAAAUAAAACUUGUCACAUAAAAACUUGUCAUAGAGAACUUGCUCGUCUGUACCGGCUUUACAGAAAUCUACCGAUUGUGUAGCUACGGGCAGUCGAUUUAGGAUCAAGAUGGCGUCGUAAUUGUUGAAAUGGUCUAUUCCAUUUCAGGCGAGGUAUGCAAGCGACCAAUAGUAUCAUCAGCUAAAAACCUUGUACAUGACUGGUCGUUUAGUGCUUCCACAUAUCGAGAUAAAAACCCACCACACCUCGCUCGGCUCAAAUCUACAGCAGACUGGUGUCUACCUGAAGUUAUUGAUAUGGACUUUGAACAUUACUUAGAGGUGGAGUUGCCACGUCUGUAUCUAGUGUCAGCGGUUGCUACCCUGGGAGGUGUGACGUAUGCAGAACACGUGACGUCAUACAGGGUAACGUACAGUAUUGAUGGUCGUGAAUGGAAAAAUUCCUCAGUGGAUGGACGUCAGGUAUGAUCAAAGUUCCUAUCAUCGAGAGUAGCAACCUCGUGCCCAGGAUCUUCCUCUUGGCGAGGGGAGAAAAGACCCUGGUAGACGCUUCACACGUGAUUUGCUAAAAUCUAGCAGAUUUUUUAUUAGCAAUCCAAGACGAGGUCAAUAAAUAUUUGAUAUUUGGAUGAUUUUUAUAGUUUAAUUUAUAAUUUGCAUUUUGUAUGUCGUCGUAAAGGAAUCCAAGAAAUAUCCAAGAUAGUUAAUUAGAAAUUUAGCAGAUCACGUGACCAGCGUCUACCAGGGUCUACACGCAUGCUUCUAUGAACUUUCUGUCAUAGAGUUAUGAGAUAACUUCGUGUCCGAAGGCAGAAGUCAAGAUAUGUGAUUAAUUCAUCAUUCAAUACUAUCACAAUGCAACACACAAAAAUUUGAAAUUGAUGCGCGUGCAAUGGCCAAACUAACCCAACCACACCUUAUACUAGGGACUUCUUCUCUCCCCAGGUAAUCAAGGGUAACACAGCAUCUGGAAACGAGGACGUUCAAACAAGAUUAUUUGACGACGCCAUCAGAGCUAAGUUCAUCAGAUUUCUUCCUCUGGAAUGGGGAAGUGUGGCUUGCAUGAGGGUUGACGUUUGUGGACACCGUAAGUUGAAAUCUUAGUUUUGUUUUUGAAACGAGUUCCGCACGUGAAGAGGAAUGAUUAUGGGUCGGUUCAAACCUGGUUUCCCAGAGACAGAUCACAGCUUUAUACUCGCAUUGUAAAAUUUAUCCUAAAGACAGGUAGAUGGCCUGUAAAAGAACUUGGGAAAAGAGAAGAUAGUUAAUCUAAUAACCUGUCUGUGUAUAAACACGACAAACGAACUGACUUGCACAAGUAGUUCCUCUUGACGGAUAAUGAAUUAACCAGCUAUAAUUUAAUAAUAAUAGUUUUGUUUGUGGAAACACCACGUAAAUUUAUUACUGCAAAGCUUUCGAUCCGUAAGCCCGAAUCUUCAUCAGUGCUAAUAAUAUGAAGAUCCGGGCUUACGGAUCGAAAGCUUUACAGUAAAGAAUUUACGUGGUGUUUCCACAAACAAAACUAUUAUAUUUUAUCGCCAUGCAAACAUACAAAGAACAGCUAUAAUUUGUUCCCAAAACCAUUGCCGGUAAGGACAGCGCUACUCUACCUUAUUUGACUAGAAUGUGACUUGUCAUGUUACCGGAGGCACAUUGUGGAUAUCGCGUCUUAUAUUAUCAAAUUCUCUUCUACAGAACUGCCCCAUUACCCAACAGUUAUUGUAAAAGAGCGCGUAUCAUCUGCUAUCUUGUCCUGGUCAACCCCAGACCCAGGCGACGAAGCCAUCAAGAAAUAUUACGUCAGAUAUUGGAAAACAAAGGAAGGAAAAACUUCACAGAAAAUGUUUGAGAGCGUAGCGACUGCGGGAGUUCUCGUCCACAAUCUCAACCCAUAUACGGAAUACCAGCUUGAGAUCUCAGGAGUGAGCGACCUUGGUGAAGGACUGGCACGAGUCAGUCAGUUCAAGACUCUUGAAACAGGUUGGAGGCACUGGUCUUAAGAUAGCACUGGAUAGAUUUGAUUUAAUUCUUUGAAGCCAGACUAUUUAAAACGACUACAAUGAGUAAAGGUUUAGGCAAAAUGCCGGCGUUUUUUUUGCAAGAAAUAACGUGAAAUGUAUAUGGCUUCCCAUAGUUCUUUUCAUGUUCUGAAACGUUUUAAAAACUAAAUAACGAGCCUUUAGACGGUCAUAUUGGACUGACCAUUAGUUAUUUAAUGGCGAAUUUAUUAAGGAAGAGAACACCAACGACCAAUUUCUAUCUAGACAAAUAAAAAACAAAAUGUUUCCUGUCCCACCAACAGCGGUAAGAAUUUUUGACAAGAAUUCUGGAAGUUUAGCAAGGAAAUGGUCGGACAGAAUGCAACAAAGACGCGCAAAUUAUUCUCUGACACCCCCCCCCCCCCUAGUUUUUUUCCUCCCGUACGCCAUUGGUUUCAUUUAUGCAUAGGCCAAUCGACAGGAGCCGUCAGUAUUAUGACCUCGUCCUGACGUGUCCGCCAUUCGAACCAACUUUGAAGUAAAUAUUUUUGUUCUUUUAGUCCCUUCCGGUUCACCGACACGCAUUACAUUCAAAUUCCUGGACGAUACCGCUGUGAAUAUAACGUGGGCACCACCAGAUGAAGACAAAAGAAACGGUGAUAUUAUUGCUUACGUCAUUUGCUUUCCCGCGAAAACUGGCGGCGGGAAUUGUAAGGAUCCCAUAUCCGUCCCAGGCUCUCAGACGUGGUAUGUCCUGCGCGGUGGGGAUUUUAGUUCCCAGCGUGUUGUCGAGAUUCGGGCGCAAACUAAGGAAGGAAUAGGACCGGUCGGGCAAGCGACAACUGGUAGGUCGUAACAUUUCAACAUCAUUUCAUUUUGGGGGUCAGUAGUCAAGCGCGUCUAGUGAACCCAUCCCCCUGAUGAAAUUUUCUGUCAGUUGUCAUUUAUGCAAAGCUACGUAUGGCAGAUAUUCAUUCUUGUAUCUUAUUUCAUAUAGGAGUGUUGGAAUAUACACCACCAGAAGGUGAGUAUAACUUUCCUGUGUUGUUAGACGGAUAGACACACGAAAAAUGGGAAUGUGUCUGACACAUUUCAGUCGCUUGUCCGCGAGUUAACCUUGGUGAGCUCUGUGAAGACAAGAUGGCGGCCAUUGACGUCCAAUAGCUCCCGAAGGUCGUAAACAGUUUUUAUACCAUUUUUCCCAGCUAAUUCCAGUUUUUUCUUCUAACGGACCGUAUCGCUAACCAAGCUAUCAGUUCAUAAAACCGUAGUAUUAAGGCCCAUACAGACCCAGGACGCGAUUCGGCAACGCGACGCGAAUUUUCAAUUUUCAAUGACACUUAAAAUUAAUAUUUUUCUAUGUUUUUCAAAUAUUCGGAACCACUUAAGCAAUUUUAGCUGUUUGGUCUGCAUAUCUUGUAAAAUUUUUAUCCUUCGACGGUUUUAUUUGGUUUUAAAAAUUGAAAAUUCGCGUCGCGUUCUCGAACCGCGUUCGGUCUGUGUGGGCCUUUAUUCUUUAAAUCGAUGUCAAAAUUUCGGCACACUCCUCGCCAAGAUGGCGGGAAUAGAAGGAGCUAUUGGUUCCCAGUGCCAGUCCCUUUCUAGGCGCGGUUAACACGAAGCUGGCUUCACUUUUUGGACUCGAGUUCUCGCUCCAGUAUAUAUAGAGCUCACUGGUUAACUUUGCUUCCUUUCAGACGUCGCCCUGUCUCUCAUCAUAGCGAUAGCAUGCGGUGUUUCACUGCUCGCUCUGAUUGUGCUUGUCGUUCUUGCUUUCAAGGGAGUCAUUUUGAAAAACUUUGUCAGUAAACUAAGGUGAGUUCAUAUAUCUGUAGUUGCAAAAUUCAGCUCGCGUAUUUGAUGCAGAAGACCAGACAACAUCACUGUUUUGUACGUUUGGACACGUCUAAGUAUGGACUAGAACAGGUAUCAAAAUGGAGUAAAAAAAAUCAAAAUGGAGUCUGUAUAUAUUUGAAUGCUGUUCUUAGGGUUUGUAAUCCAAGUGAGUAUAUAUAUAUACAUUUUCAGACCUGACCAGGAACGACUGCGAAAAAUGCAGCACAAGGUCCUCUGGUAGGAAUUGAACCUACGGCCCUGCGAUUAUUUUUUCCUGAUAUUUUUUUCCUGGUUAUUUUUUCAUGAUAUUUUUUCCUCAGAUUUGUAUAAAAGUGCAGUAUAAGAUCAGAGGAACACUCCCCUCUCCCCUCUUGGGAACAUCUCUGCUAAAAACAUCCGUGUAACUCCUCGUAUUUCCAAUUUUCUUCAGAAAACUAACCAGUUCCCAGAUCACAAUCUCGCUAAAAAGCGAUUCAUACAACAAGAAAAACGAAGCUCCACCCUACGCUCUCCCCGAUGAAGAAACCCAUACGGCACAAAAUAUUUACGGUACUUCAAACCAAGAAGUCCCAGAAUUUCUAUACGAUAGUCUCGACAAUGUACGAAACCAAACGUUUGCUGAAGAAAAUAUUUAUGCUAACUCGAAUAACCCUUCGUAUUCCACGCGAGACCAAUUCGGGUACCCCGCGUGUGAACAACACGCGAGACCCCACGAAGCAACGUUCAAUCCGGAAUAUGGAAACAACGCACAAGAUCCUCUAUAUCAAAUCGAUAUUUCACAAACCCUCGAAGACCCGUACAGUAUGAAUCCCUCGCCGCGCGUGGACAACUCGCACGAUAUCUACACUGUGCGUGAUCAAUUCGUGGAGGACUCGUGGGAUUGCACCCAAGGCCCAGAUGUAGUCAUAAAUCCAGAACUCGACAACAUUUAUAUCUAUGAACAUCUUGCCGCGGUACAAGGUCACAUGAACAAAGUAUAA
Paramuricea clavata is the source of this 5730-nucleotide messenger RNA. The record is from the annotation of a GenBank genome assembly. NCBI's taxonomy places the organism in Eukaryota, Metazoa, Cnidaria, Anthozoa, Malacalcyonacea, Plexauridae.